Molecule: messenger RNA, 954 nt
Organism: Choloepus didactylus (southern two-toed sloth)
Lineage: Eukaryota; Metazoa; Chordata; Mammalia; Pilosa; Megalonychidae
Product: olfactory receptor 5K4-like
Exons: 1
Coding region: 1-954 (317 amino acids)
Biological process (GO): sensory perception of smell; G protein-coupled receptor signaling pathway
Cellular component (GO): membrane
Molecular function (GO): olfactory receptor activity; G protein-coupled receptor activity; odorant binding
Source: RefSeq, a predicted model, not a curated record
AUGGCUAAAGAAAAUCAUUCCUUGAGAGCUGAGUUUAUCCUCACAGGAUUUAUGAAUCAUCCAGAGCUGAAUUCCCUUCUGUUUGUGGUGUUCUUUGCCAUCUAUCUGAUCACCAUGGUGGGGAAUAUUGGUUUGGUGGCACUGAUCUAUAUGGAACAUCACCUUCACACACCUAUGUACAUGUUUCUGGGGAACCUUGCUUUUAUGGAUUCCUGCUGUUCCUGUGCUAUCAUCCCCAAGAUGUUAGAAAACUUCUUCUCUGAGGACAGAAUGAUUUCCCUUAAUGAAUGUAUGGCACAAUUUUAUUUUCUCUGCCUUGCUGAAACAGCAGACUGCUUUCUUCUGGCAGCAAUGGCCUAUGAUCGGUAUGUGGCAAUAUGCAGCCCACUGCAGUACCACACCAGGAUGUCAAAGAAACUCUGCAUUCAGAUGACCACAGGGGCCUACAUAGCUGGAAACUUGCAUUCUAUGAUUCAAGUAGGGUUUCUGUUUAGGUUAACUUUCUGCAGAUCUCAUGAAAUCAAUCACUUUUUUUGUGAUGUUCUUCCAUUGUACAGACUCUCCUGUUCUGACCCUUACAUCAAUGAACUAAUGAUAUAUAUUUUUUCAAUGCCAAUUCAAAUAUUCACCAUCGCCACUGUCUUGAUCUCUUAUCUCUGCAUUCUUUUCACAGUUUUCAGAAUGAAAUCCAAAAAGGGGAGAGGUAAAGCAUUUUCUACCUGUGCAUCCCACUUUCUCUCUGUCUCAAUAUUCUACAUUUGUCUUCUCAUGUAUAUUCGACCAUUAGAAGAAGGAGAUAAAGAUAUACCAGUAGCAAUUUUUUAUACACUAGUGAUUCCUUUAUUGAAUCCUUUUAUUUAUAGUCUGAGAAAUAAGGAAGUGAUAAAUGUUCUGAAAAAAAUUAUGAAGAAAUAUAAUAUUCUUAAUCAAAGUUCAUCCUCUAUGGCUAGUUGA